AUGAGGAGCAGCAGUGCCCGGGCAUGGCAGGAACUGCUGGCCCUGCUCUGCAGCGUCUGGCUCUGGGUGGGCGCUGCCCAGCGCACCGGGCCUACACCCACGGCGCAGAGCCAGGGCCCCAAGCUGAAGUUCCGCCUGGCCGGGUACCCCCGCAAGCACAACGAGGGGCGCAUCGAGGUCUUCUACAAUGAGGAGUGGGGCACCAUCUGCGACGACGACUUCACGCUGGCCAACGCCCACGUGUUGUGCCGCCACCUCGGCUUCGUGGCCGCCACCGGCUGGGCCCACAGUGCCAAAUAUGGCAAAGGCGUUGGGCGGGUCUGGCUGGACAAUGUGAACUGCGGGGGCAGCGAGAAGAGCAUCGCGGACUGCAAGUCACGGGGCUGGGGGAACAGUGACUGCAGCCAUGAGGAGGACGCGGGCGUGAUCUGCAAGGACGAGCGCAUCCUGGGCUACGUGGACUCCAACGUCAUCGAGGCCGAGCAGAACCAGGUGGAGGAGCUCAGGCUGCGGCCUGUGGUCUCGGGCGCCAGGAAGCGGCUGCCGGUGACGGAGGGUGUGGUGGAGGUGCGCUACAAGGAGGGCUGGGCGCAAAUCUGCGACGAGGGCUGGAAUCACAAGAACAGCCGCGUGGUUUGCGGGAUGAUGGGCUUCCCGUCCGAGAAGAAGAUCAACAGGAACUUCUACAAGCGGUUAAAGCGAGCAGCCAAGAUAAAGAGCCGGAGCCCAGGGCCGGGUGCAAGGCUGGUCUCCAAAGCUCGCCCCAAACACAAGCCCAGGGAGGACUUUGGGGUCCCCAAGAGGUUGUACCUGGAACGGCAGCAGCUCAGCUACCGGCUGCACUCGGUGGCCUGCACGGGGAACGAGGUGCACAUCUCCAUGUGCCCCUUCGAAUUCUACAAGGGCAAUGCCACUGCGACCUGCAAAGGCGGGAUGCCCGCUGUGGUGAGCUGCAUGCCAGGGCCCCUCUUCACCACUGGCAGUGCCCCAAAGAAGAAGCAGCAGCGGCAGCAGCGGCAGCAGGGCCAGCAGCGCGUCCGGCUGAAGGGUGGUGCCAAGGCGGGGGAAGGCCGGGUCGAGGUGCUGAAGAACAGCGAGUGGGGCACUGUCUGCGAUGACCGCUGGAACCUGCUGACAGCCAGCGUGGUGUGCCGUGAGCUGGGGUUCGGCAGUGCCAAGGAGGCUCUGACGGGAGCACGCAUGGGCCAAGGGAUGGGUCCCAUCCACAUGAACGAGGUGCAGUGCACAGGCUCGGAGAAGUCGCUGUGGAGCUGCCCCUAUAAGAACAUCACGGCGGAGGACUGCAAGCACUCCGAGGACGCCGGGCUCCGCUGCAACAUCCCCUACAUGGGCUACGAGACCACGAUUCGCCUGAGCGGGGGCCGGAGCCGCUUCGAGGGGCGGGUUGAGGUGGCGCUGGGCACUGGGAGCAGUGGGCGCCCCGCCUGGGGCCUGAUCUGUGGCGAUGGCUGGGGAACCCUGGAGGCCAUGGUGGCUUGUCGCCAGCUGGGCCUGGGAUUCGCUAACCAUGGCUUACAAGAGACGUGGUACUGGGAUGCCAGCAACGUGACGGAGAUGGUGCUGAGCGGCGUGAGGUGCGCUGGCCACGAGAUGGCGCUGAGCCACUGCCAGCACCACGGCAACAGCCUCAACUGCAAGAAGACGGGCACCCGCUUCGCUGCCGGGGUCAUCUGCUCCGAGACUGCCUCGGACCUGCUGCUGCACGCCCCGCUGGUCCAGGAGACGGCCUACAUUGAGGACCGGCCCCUGCACAUGCUGUACUGUGCAGCAGAGGAGAACUGCCUCUCCAGCACCGCCCGCAACGCCAACUGGCCCUACGGGCACCGCCGCCUGCUGCGCUUCUCCUCCCAGAUCCACAACAAUGGCCGCGCCGACUUCCGCCCGAAGGCCGGGCGCCACUCCUGGGUCUGGCACGAAUGCCAUAGGCACUAUCACAGCAUGGACAUCUUCACCCACUACGACCUCCUGACCCCCAACGGCACCAAGGUGGCUGAGGGCCACAAGGCCAGCUUCUGCCUGGAGGACACGGAGUGCCAGGAAGACGUGGCCAAGCGGUACGAGUGCGCUAACUUCGGAGAGCAGGGCAUCACCGUGGGCUGCUGGGACCUGUACAGGCACGACAUCGACUGCCAGUGGAUCGACAUCACCGACGUCCGGCCCGGCAACUACAUCCUGCAGGUGGUGAUUAACCCCAACUACGAGGUGGCCGAGAGCGACUUCACCAACAACGCCAUGAAGUGCAACUGCAAAUACGACGGGCAUCGAAUCUGGGUGCACAACUGCCACAUCGGUGACGCCUUCAGCGAAGAGGCCAACAAGCGGUUUGAACAGUACCCAGGACAGCUCAACAACCAGAUUGUAUAG
Emys orbicularis (European pond turtle) is the source of this 2385-nucleotide messenger RNA. RefSeq names its product lysyl oxidase like 3 (gene LOXL3). Gene Ontology annotation, molecular function: copper ion binding; protein-lysine 6-oxidase activity. NCBI's taxonomy places the organism in Eukaryota, Metazoa, Chordata, Testudines, Emydidae. The record is from RefSeq and is a predicted model, not a curated record. The transcript has 15 exons. Gene Ontology annotation, biological process: inflammatory response; peptidyl-lysine oxidation; collagen fibril organization. The coding region runs from base 1 to 2385 and encodes 794 amino acids. Gene Ontology annotation, cellular component: membrane.